This is a messenger RNA of Indicator indicator, 1731 nucleotides long. RefSeq names its product beta-carotene oxygenase 1 (gene BCO1). Gene Ontology annotation, biological process: retinal metabolic process; carotene catabolic process. The record is from RefSeq and is a predicted model, not a curated record. NCBI's taxonomy places the organism in Eukaryota, Metazoa, Chordata, Aves, Piciformes, Indicatoridae. Gene Ontology annotation, molecular function: carotenoid dioxygenase activity; beta-carotene 15,15'-dioxygenase activity.
AUGACACCCUGGUCUGAAAUCUUUCUCACUCCCAAAGAGUCAAAUCCCAAACAGAAAGAGCUGUUCUUAGCCCAGACAGGAGGGGACCGCUACCGCUGCGGGAGCCGCUGGGUAAGAGCACAGGAACUGUUAUUACAGCUGGAGAUGGAGACGGACAACCUGUUUGGUAGAAAUAAAGAAGAACACCCAGAGCCCAUAAAAGCUGAGGUGCGAGGUCAGUUGCCCACUUGGUUGCAAGGGAUACUUCUCCGAAAUGGCCCAGGGAUGCACACAAUAGGAGACACCACAUACAACCACUGGUUUGAUGGCAUGGCUCUGCUGCACAGUUUUACAUUUAAAAAUGGUGAAGUUUACUACAGAAGUAAGUAUCUCCGGAGUGACACCUACAACUGCAAUGUAGAAGCAAACCGAAUCAUGGUGUCUGAGUUUGGAACUAUGGCUUACCCAGAUCCAUGCAAAAACAUAUUUGCCAAGGCAUUCACCUAUUUGUCUCACACCAUUCCUGAGUUCACAGACAACUGCCUGAUCAACAUUAUGAGAACCGGGGAUGAUUUUUAUGCUACCAGUGAGACUAACUUCAUCAGGAAAAUCGAUCCGAAGACUCUGGAGACGUUAGAGAAGGUUGACUACAGCAAAUACACAGCUGUAAAUAUGGCAACUUCUCACCCACACUAUGACAGUGAUGGAAAUACUCUCAACAUGGGCACUUCAAUAGCUGAUAAAGGGAAGACAAAAUACGUUCUAUUUAAGAUUCCUCCCUCCGUGCCAGAAAAAGAAAAGAAGAAAUCUUGUUUUAAACAUAUGGAAGUGGUAUGCUCCAUCCCUUCUCGCUCUCUGCUCCACCCAAGCUACUACCAUAGCUUUGGAAUGACAGAAAAUUACAUUAUCUUCAUUGAGCAGCCAUUCAGACUGGAUAUUAUCAAACUGGCAACUGCUUACAUCCGACAUGUGAACUGGGCUUCCUGCCUUUCCUAUAAUAAGGAAGAUAAGACAUGGUUUCAUUUUGUAGACAGGAAGACUAAAAAGGAAGUAUCCACCAAGUUUUGUACUGAUGCUAUGGUGUUUUAUCACCAUGUCAAUGCUUAUGAAGAGGAUGGCCACAUUGUUUUUGAUCUCAUUGCCUAUGCAGACAAUAGCUUAUAUGAUAUGUUCUAUUUAAAAAACCUAAACAAAUACCUUGAAGAGAAUGACAAGCUUUCCAGCACACCAACCUGCAAACGAUUUGUUGUUCCUCUGCAGUAUAACAAGGAUGCCGAAGUAGGUUCUAAUUUAGUCACGCUUCCAUCAACUGCAACUGCUGUCAAAGAGAAAGAUGGCAGCAUCUACUGCCAACCUGAAACACUAUGUGAAGGGAUAGAACUGCCUCGCAUCAACUAUGACUAUAAUGGCAAAAAAUACAAGUACGUCUUUGCAACAAAAGUCCAGUGGAAUCCAGUUCCUGCAAAGAUUGUAAAAUUUAAUGUGCAGACAAAGGAAACACUCCAGUGGGGAGAGGACCACUGCUGGCCAUCUGAGCCUGUUUUUGUUCCCAGCCCUGAUGCGAGAGAAGAGGAUGACGGUAUUGUUCUAUCCUGUGUUGUGAUGACUGAUCCAAAGCAAGCUCCCUACCUACUUGUCUUGGAUGCUAAAACAUUCAAGGAAUUGGGCCGAGCCAUAAUAAAUGUAGAAAUGCAUCUGGACCUGCAUGGAAUAUUUAUACCAGAGAAAAAUUUGAAGAGUGAGACUGAGUAA